Botrytis cinerea B05.10 is the source of this 1894-nucleotide messenger RNA. RefSeq lists its product as hypothetical. Gene Ontology annotation, molecular function: chondroitin hydrolase activity. Gene Ontology annotation, biological process: polysaccharide catabolic process. The coding region runs from base 375 to 1814 and encodes 479 amino acids. The transcript is spliced from 5 exons. The record is from RefSeq and is a predicted model, not a curated record. Lineage: Eukaryota; Fungi; Ascomycota; Leotiomycetes; Helotiales; Sclerotiniaceae.
GUUAUUAUCUAAGACUACUCUGUCGUUCAUUGAUAUCACACACCUUCAAAAAGUCCGGGCCGGGAAAUCAGCCGUGCCCGAGACGAAGAAUUGAGUUAUCUUACUGCACAACCAAAGACCCCGUAGUGGUCUACUCAUUCUUGCAUUCGAAACUCCCUGUAGAGUUCCUAUUCUAAUUCUAGAGAAAGAACGUCCCGACCGAACAACUUGCUCUUGAAUUACAGUCUCUUGGAUGAGACAGCAUUCAAAGAUCGUCUACCAGUCACAUAAAUAUCUCAAGGCUCACAUGGCUGAUUGAAUCAUUUGAAUUAUCUUUUCAUACAAUUUACCUCAUAUGAACCAUUUUAUCCAUAUCUCUUUGCAAUUUCACGGUCAUGCUUUACCCUAAAGAACUGUCUCAAUAUGCGACGGUUCACGUAGAUACACGGAAUGAGUUGAGGAUACCCUCAACAACAGAAGAGAAUAUUGCGGAAGAAGUUACAUAUCCUACAUACUAUCAAAUUGAUGGCAUUAGCCCAGCUGUUCUCGCAAAGCUCUUUUCAGUAUCAGCCGAAGCCAAGAUUUGGGGUGUUGCAGCGAAAUCAUUGAAUCAGGCAAAUCCACCCCGAUAUUAUCCUGAAUAUACGAAGCCUGGCGGAUCAAACUAUGUCUAUCGCGACUUUCGAUUCUGGACUUCUGGGUUCUUUCCAGGCUGUUUAUAUCUACUCCUUGAGCGGCGGAAGAAAUGCCCGAGUCAGUAUGAUUUGUAUGAGCAGAGUCUGCACAUUAGUCAACUUGAUUUUGCAUGCAACUGGUGGACACUGAAUCUCCAUCGCAAUGCUACGCUAGAGGAAACACACGACCUUGGCUUCAUGAUCAUGCCUUGGGCUCGCCCAGCCUGGGAGUUGAAUCGGGAUACCAGAGCGCUUGAAACUUUGAAAACUUCCGCAAAAACGCUUUUGAACCGUUUCAGUGGAGCCGUUGGUGCAAUUCGGUCAUGGGAUACAUGUCAAACAAGGAGAUACAACUAUCAAGACCCCAAUACUGAUUUCUUGAUGAUAAUUGACAACAUGAUGAACUUGAACCUGCUGUUUUAUGUUGCUCAAGAGACGAAUGACAAUUCAAUGCGCGAUGCAGCUAUUCAGCACGCUCGCACGACUGCUCGAACCCAUGUGCGCUCUGAUAGUUCGACAACACAUCUAGUCAACUUUGAUCCUGCUACUGGUAUUGUGAAAGAAAGGCUUACUAACCAGGGGUUUUCGCACAACUCCUGCUGGGCUCGAGGACAAGCGUGGGCAAUUGCGGGGUUUGCCGAAACUUUCCACUGGACACAAGAUUAUUCAUUCCUGCUGACUUCACGUCGGUGUGCAGACUACUUUUUGGCGCGAUUGCCUGAAUCUGGCAUUGCGCCUUGGGAUUUUGAUGCACACGCGCAACUAUCAGCGAUACAGAAGCAGCCUCCUGAUACAAGUGCAACUUUGGUAGCAGCCUACGGUAUGCUACUCAUUCACCAAGCGUUGACCGCGAGAGGAGACCAUUCGCAUUACUUGUCUGCCGCAUUGAGAAUGGUGGAGGCUGUUUGUAGCCAACACUCUAAUCUGCCGGCAAAAUAUACUGUGGAAGGAGAAUUCCAAUUCGACACAGUUGAGAAUGGUCACGUUAAAGAACCAGCAAAAAUCGGUGUUGACAUGGGCCAUGCUGAUACUAUUGUCAAUGGCGCAACAAUCAACAAUUAUGAGUUUGCGCCGAGGCGUUGGGCUGAUCACGGUCUUGUGUAUGCGGAUUAUUACUUUUUACUAUUUGGAAACGAGUUGCUGAAGAUGAAUUCCACUUAAGUUCAAAGGAGAUCCCAAAUAGAACCCUACAUAGAAAUUGACGCAGCGUGAAUUUUUUCAUCACGCAAAACAUAUAUACA